Molecule: messenger RNA, 1119 nt
Organism: Cantharellus anzutake
Lineage: Eukaryota; Fungi; Basidiomycota; Agaricomycetes; Cantharellales; Hydnaceae
Product: DnaJ-domain-containing protein
Exons: 11
Coding region: 1-1119 (372 amino acids)
Biological process (GO): protein refolding; response to heat
Cellular component (GO): cytoplasm
Molecular function (GO): ATP binding; Hsp70 protein binding
Source: RefSeq, a predicted model, not a curated record
AUGCUACCCUCGAUACACUUGCUCUCGCCAACAGCCCUCUUCGUCUUUACCCUUUUCGCAUUGGCAGCAUGUGCUGACCUUUAUAAGACUCUGGGUGUCUCUAGAUCGGCCUCUGACUCGGAUAUCAAGACGGCUUACAAGAAAUUGAGUAAGAAAUACCAUCCAGAUAAAAAAGGUGGUGAUGAGGCUAAAUUCGUGGAGGUUGCACGAGCCUAUGAGGUGCUUUCGGAUCCCGAGAAAAGAAGCAUAUACGAUAGACAUGGAGAGGAGGGCCUGAAGCAGCAUGAAAAUGGAGGGGGCGGAUUCCAAAACCCAUUCGACAUGUUCCAAAGUUUCUUCGGUGGUGGACGUCCACGAGACGAGGUCCGUCGCGGGCCUACAUCGGUAUCGGAGUUUGAAGUGCCCCUUGCUGCGAUGUAUACCGGACAAAACAUUGAUUUUAUGAUUAAUAAGAAAAUAUUAUGUGACCACUGCCGAGGCUCGGGCGCUGCGUCUGAUUCGCACAUUAAGCCGUGUAAAGGUUGUGAAGGUCGUGGCGUCAAGAUCACUCGUCAACAAGUAUUCCCCGGGAUGUUUGCUCAAUCACAAACGACAUGCGACGAGUGUGGAGGCCGAGGGAAAGUGGUCACCAAGACAUGUCCACAUUGCCAAGGUGCUAAGGUGUUGCAACAUACGCAGCAUUAUACGCUUGAAAUUGAGAAAGGCAUAUCGGAAGGAUAUGAAGUCAUUUUCGAGGGCGAAGGUGAUGAGAGUCCUGAUUGGGAAGCGGGCGAUGUGGUGUUAAGGGUACGCAGUAAGCGUGAGGAAGGGGGCUUCAGAAGGAAAGAAACCAGUUUGUACUGGAGGGAGACUAUUGGUGUUGACGAGGCGCUUCUCGGAUUUGAAAGAAAUUUGACACACCUCGAUGGCCACACCGUCCACAUUCAACGGACAGGAGUCACACAACCAGGGUAUGUUCAACAAAUCGAAGGGGAAGGGAUGCCAGUAUUCGACCAAGAGGGAAUGUUCGGUGAUCUUUUCAUUGAGUACAACGUUGUCCUCCCUUCAACUAUUUCGAAAUCUGCGCGGACAAAGCUGGUAGAGGCUUUCCAACCACCGAGAGGAAAGGAUGAAUUAUAG